CUCAUGGAGGGACCCCACCCCUUUUGUGGGUUUUCAUUCUGAAGCUAUCCACAACUUUACACCUGAAUGAAUGCCAAACCUCUCUGAAUAUAUAAAGGAAACCUGCAAGAGCAAUUUCAGUUACACAGAAGAAGCAGAAGGAAAAGAUUUCAUCCAGCUUUGUCAGACAGCCUGAACCAGCCAUGCUUCUCCCUGCCAUUCACUUCUACGGCUUUCUGCUGGCUUGCAUCUUCACGAGAAGCUACUUGGCUUUCAAGAACGAUGCCACAGAGAUACUUUAUUCUCACGUUGUUAAACCCGCUGCGGCGAGCCCAAGUAGCAACAGCACGUUGAAUCAAGCUAGAAACGGAGGCAGGCACUACACCAGCACUGGAUCCGACCGUAACAAUCGCGUUCAAGUUGGUUGUCGAGAACUGAGAUCCACCAAGUACAUCUCAGAUGGCCAGUGCACCAGCAUUAAUCCCCUGAAAGAACUGGUGUGUGCUGGUGAAUGCCUCCCUUUGCCACUGCUGCCCAACUGGAUUGGAGGAGGUUACGGAACCAAGUACUGGAGCAGGCGGAGCUCGCAGGAGUGGAGAUGUGUCAACGACAAAACUCGCACUCAGAGGAUCCAGCUCCAGUGCCAGGAUGGAAGUAUAAGAACCUACAAAAUAACUGUGGUCACAGCCUGCAAGUGCAAGAGGUACACCAGGCAGCACAAUGAGUCCAGCCACAACUUCGAGGGAACCUCUCAAGCAAAACCCAUCCAGCACCACAAAGAAAGGAAAAGAGCCAGUAAAUCCAGCAAGCAUAGUACAAGUUAG
Passer domesticus (house sparrow) is the source of this 803-nucleotide messenger RNA. It is a transcript of the gene SOSTDC1, whose product is annotated as sclerostin domain containing 1. The coding region runs from base 183 to 803 and encodes 206 amino acids. Gene Ontology annotation, biological process: negative regulation of Wnt signaling pathway; negative regulation of BMP signaling pathway. The record is from RefSeq and is a predicted model, not a curated record. Gene Ontology annotation, molecular function: BMP binding. The transcript is spliced from 2 exons. NCBI's taxonomy places the organism in Eukaryota, Metazoa, Chordata, Aves, Passeriformes, Passeridae.